GAAGCCGCGGCGCCGUCGGGACCCCCGGCGGGACCCCCCCCCCCCCAUCGCUCCGCACCAUGCCGACAGGCACACUCACCCCCACCCCAAUGGGUCCGUUUUCAGCGCUCACGCCCAGCAUGUGGCCUCAAGACAUCUUGGCCAAACUCGCACAGAAGGAUGAGGAGUCGCAAGAUGGGGAAGAGCUGCUCUUCGACGAGUUCGGGUUUCGCUUGGAAAAGGAAGACGGGGUGGAUGCGCGGCCGCCGCCGCCGCCGCCGCCGCUGCCCCCCGCGGGCGAGGACGCGCAGGUGCGCCUGCGCUGGCAGGCGUACCUGGAGUUCACACAGAACCACGGCGUGGGCGACCUCACGUGGGAGCAGCUCGCCGACACCGUGCCGCGCUCGGACAAGCUGCGCACGCUCGUGCUCGCGGGCAUCCCGCACAGCAUGCGUCCCCACCUGUGGAUCCGCCUGUCGGGAGCGCUGCUGAAGAAAAAGACGAGCGAUGUGUCGUACCGCGACGUGGUGAAGGCCAGCUCCGAGGACGCCUCCCUCACGGCCAAGCAGAUCGAGAAGGACCUGCUGCGCACGAUGCCGACCAACGCGUGCUUCUCCGAGAUGACGAGCACCGGCGUGCCACGCCUCCGCCGCCUGUUGCGCGCCCUCGCCUGGCUCUACCCCGACAUCGGCUACUGCCAGGGCACCGGCAUGAUCGCGGCGUGCCUGCUGCUACUGCUGGAGGAGGAGGACGCCUUCUGGUCGAUGGCGGCGCUGGUGGAGGAGCUGCUGCCGGCGGCGUACUUCAGCACCACGCUGCUGGGCGUGCAGGCCGACCAGCGCGUGCUGCGCCAGCUCGUCGCCUCGCACCUCCCGCGCCUCCACGCGCUGCUCACCGAGCACGACAUCGAGCUGUCCCUGAUCACGCUGCACUGGUUCCUGACGGUGUUUGCGAGCGUGGUCCACGUGCGGCUGCUGCUGCGCCUCUGGGACAUCUUCUUCUGCGAGGGCUCCGUCGUGCUCUUCCAGCUCACGCUUGGCAUGCUCAAGCUGAAGGAGGAUGAGUUGGUACAGUCCGAAAACUCUGCCUCCAUCUUCAACACUCUGUCGGACAUCCCGACUCAGAUGAACGACCCAGAUCUUCUCAUCCAGGAGUCGAUGAGGGUGGCGGGAGGCCUGACGGACGCCAUCCUGGAACCUCAGCGGCGGAAGCACCUGGCCUACCUCAUGGCCGACCAGGGUCAGAUCAUCAACCCCGAGGGGCCCAACCCCACCAUCCCCAAGCAGCUGGCACGGAGGCAGCUGCAGCGGCAGAAGUCGGUCAUCGGGGUCCUCUUCUUCGGCGACCAGGAGGACCCGGAGUCUCUGAAGGCCAAGAACAUCAAGCAGACGGAGCUGAUCUCGGCGCUGCGCGAUGCCAUCCUGCGCGUGGCUCGGCACUUCCAGGACAUCGACCCCGAGCAGGGGGCGGACCUCACGCCGGACUACUCCACCGAGUCGCACCAGCUGGACCACGAGAACUACGUCGCGGUGACGCGCAACCGCCGCCGGCGCGCCAAGGCUCUGCUCGACUUUGAGCGCCACGACGACGACGAGCUGGGCUUCCGCAAGAACGACAUCAUCACGAUCAUCUCUCAAAAGGACGAGCACUGCUGGGUCGGAGAGCUCAACGGACUUCGAGGUUGGUUUCCGGCCAAGUUCGUCGAGGUGUUGGAUGAACGAAGCAAGCAGUACUCGAUGGCGGGGGAUGACUCGGUGACGGAGGGGGUGACGGACCUGGUGCGGGGAACGCUCUGCCCGGCGCUCAAGGCCAUCUUGGAGCACGGCCUCAAGCGGCCGUCCAUCCUGGGUGGGCCCUGCCACCCGUGGCUCUUCAUCGAGGAGGCGGCGAGCAAGGAGGUGGAGAAGGACUUUGAGUCGGUCUACUCGCGACUCGUGCUGUGCCGCACGUACAGGCUGGAUGAAGAUGGUAAAGUUCUCACCCCGGAGGAGCUCCUGUACCGGGCGGUGCAGUCUGUGAAUCAGUCACAUGACACGGCGCAUGCACAGAUGGACGUCAAGGUCCGCUCGCUCAUUUGCAUCGGCCUCAACGAGCAGGUGCUCCACCUGUGGCUGGAGGUGCUGUGCUCGAGCGUUCUCACCGUGGAGAAGUGGUACCAGACGUGGUCGUUCCUGCGCAGCCCCGGCUGGGUACAGAUCAAGUGCGAACUUCGGGUUCUCUCCAAAUUUGCGUUUAAUCUCUCGCCCGACUGGGAGCUUGCUCUCAAGAAGGAGGACAGGGACACUCGUCCGCUCAAGGAGGGCAUCCAGGACAUGCUCGUUAAGCACCACCUCUUCAGCUGGGACAUCGACGGCUAGAAGUUGGGGGGGGGGAGGGGGGGGGCGCGCGGCACUCUCACGUCGUCUCGACCCUUCACCUUUAACCUCUCAACUGCCGCCACCCCCUCCCCUCGCCCCACAGCCCCACAAAGCAAGUUAACCCGACCCACAGCUCGGUCUGCAACUUUCUGUGUGUGCCUCCCCCGGCUUGUGCUGCCCCUCUCCUCGCCGCCCAACAGUCUCAAUUUCCCAUCAUCCUUAGCAGCUGCCGCCACCCCCUCACUCUCAAGAUUAACCCUCGCGCCACCUUGACCCCUAAAACGCGGCCGAUCCUUGAUUGUGUACAGCCUUAAUAAUAAUUUAUAAAUGAAAAAAAAACCCCAUUAGUCCUUUCUUUAUUCGUACAGGAGAGCCCUGCUGAGUCUCGGGACUCGUUUUCAGGUGGGGGUGGGGGUGGGGGGGGUGUUUCCGGCCACAUCGGGAUGAUCGGCCAAUUGCUUUACAGUAUUGAGUUGACGGGGCGGGCGCGCUUGUAGGGGGGGGGAGCGAGGCAGAACGGCGUUUGCGUAAAUCCGACGCGCCUGUCGCCGGAGCUUCCUGAUGGCGAGCUGUUUGACUGCCUUGCCACAGGAGGUCGCGGGUUUCGAUCCCCGACCCUGACCCCUGCUGCUGUACAUUUUGACUUUGCGGCGCCUCCCUCUCCCCGCGGUAGCGUGGGCUUCUUUCUGCGGGGUCCUCCGGUUUUUCCCUCCACAUUGAGGAUCGGCGUCGCGUGUUCACAGUAUUUGGCUGCGAUGCCUUUGCACGCGACGAGCCGCUCCGUUGAGCGAUCGUUUGUGAUGGCCGGGUCGCUUCUGAAAAAGAGCGACCUGGUAAAAACGGAAACAAGCCAAAAAAAACGCCUCGCUUCACGAGUCGGCCGGCGACCUACGGCCUACUUUGUGUACUGCUGCCUGCAAGCGCUGCCCCCCCCCCUUAAAACCCACCCCCUCCCCCCGCCCCCCCCCGCCCCCCCCCCCCCGAGCUGCCUCCUCCCUGCACGGCAUGGCCUGGGGGACCAGGGGGCACGCCCGAGAGGAAACGAAACUCUGCGAGGAGUCUGCGGAUUAUUCGGCGCCGCCGCAUCAUAAUCAUCGCAAACCCUGCGCACGGACGAUGUUCACAAAAGUAUUCCACCGCCUCUCUCGCUCGCGCGCACUUGUCCCCUGUCCCGAGCCCCCUGGUGGAAAUUCCACAAUACUAUGGCGGUGACCGGCAGCACCUUAAUUUCAGCAACACAACAAUAGCAGCCACAGCGGCAGGGGUAACAGCAACCGGCUAAUGACCUCCCUAUUCUACAUGGGGCAUCAUCCCACAGAAGAUCGUGGUGGUGGUGGUGGUGGUGGCGGCGGCGGUGGUGAUUACGACGACGCCAAUGAUGAUGAUCAUGAAGAUCACGGUGAUGAUCGUGAAAACGAUUACUUGUAUUGACGAUGGGAACAAGGCUGGUGAAGGACAUGAUGAUGAUGAUGAUGAUGGUAAAUAUGACGACUCAAAGAUGAUGGUGGAGACUUGGCCAGUGACCUUAGCGACGCAAACCUCUGUUCCAGAAUGAACAUUGCGAUGCUUCGCUAAUGCCGCACGCACGCACGUGCGCGAGCCGGAGUAACGCGCAGUGCGUUACGGCGAUGCACGUACUAACGCCCGCGAUUCAGUAUUACGAAAGGAGGAGCGGGCGUUUGACGGCGACGCGCGUUAAAACCUCGGCGGGGGACGGACGCUGCGUCGCCCGGACGGCUCCAUCCCGAGAUUAACCCUCGGGGGGGCCCCCCCCGCGUCUUCUACGAAUCGGCGACCCGGAAAAUACUUCCUCGCACGGCACACCCCGCACCGCAUCCCAGCGUCCCUCUCUGCCUGCGGCUGCGGCUGUUGCUGCUCACGUGCUACUUACUCCCAGUUCUGCCCACCACAUAAACGAAAAUAUUCAGUGAGAACGUAAGUUCAGUGGGCGCGAGGAUUUUAGUGUGAAUUCCGUGUUCCCGCGCAGUCCGAUCCUGUUUUUUUUUUUUCCCCCGGAGAGCACUUGGGCCACUUCAGCCACGGAUAAUCGAUGUUGGCAUUCCACGGUGGAAAACCUCCCUGGUCAGGUUCUGAACCUAACACGGUGCUGCUCGUGUGCCGGUCAAGUCCUGGUGCUCGACUCGGCUUGGCAAUGGCACACGGAGCUGCCGGAGAGACCGGAGAUCCCAAAGAGCUGGAAUGGAUUCUGAUCUCCCCCCCCCACCCCUUCCUCCGCCUGGCGAGGCAGUGGGGUGGAGGGCAGUGAGUUUUUUUCUGAAUGGGGAAAUGUUGUGGAGUUUUUAAAGUAGGGUGACGGAGAGAAACUGGAUGUAAUGUAUAAAAUAUAUCGUAGCGCUUACGUUGACACUUUAGUUUCAAGAAUUUUGUAUGUGUUUUUUUUGGUUUUCGGAUUUGCGUUGCGUGCGUUCGCUUGGCUGCGGCUUCAUGUGGCGUUGGCAAAGGGAUUCGGUUUUUUUUGGUGACGGUUGCAAAGCAAUGCCCCACCUCCUCCCCGGGGGCCGAAUAAGUUAUGAUGCAAAGCAGAAGCGGUAGCAGUGCCGAACCGAGCGAAGGGGCACAAGGAGCGGAGUAGCUGAGAGAUGGAUUCACCUUCCGGUGCAUUAGUUGGGGUUAGAUGAGGAAGGAGAGGGGGGUGGGAUAAUUAGUUGGGUUACACCAGGGGGUCGGCGAGCACUACAAACAAGAGGAGACAUUUGUUUUUAUUCGGUAAACAAAAUAUUUCAAGGGCGGCAAUGCACGUGGUCCUUAAUAAAUAACAUCACGAAGCGCGGCUCCUUAAUGAGCCACAUGCCGCAGGUUGCCCGCCCCUGCCCAUGGUAAACUGGGGACUUCCAUGGUGAACUUGAGUCUCGUGGUAAACUGGACUCUCAUCGUUAAUUGGGGACUUCCAUGGUGAACUGGACGUCCAUGGUCAGGGUUUGGCAACCGAAAUAACAAGAAGAGCCAAUUUUUAUUUUAUUUUAUUUCAAGAGCCGCACUGCAGUCCUUGAAGAGCCACAUGGGCGGCAGGUCGCCCACCCCCUGAGUGUGACGGCGAAGCGGGGGAAGGUGCAGGAAGCGAGUUCGGAGGCGGUGGGGUAGGUGGGGAGAGAGAAAGUGCCGGGCUGAGAGCGAUGCCUUGCACCGCCGUCGAGGGCGUGGAAGCCAGUGCUGGUUUCUCGGCGGCACUCGUUGACGUCUUUGCAAGGAGCUCUCUCGCCUGCUCCACCCCCCCCCCCCCCCACGUCUUCGCGCACGUGAACUCGCUGGGUCUCCGAUCUUCUGUGGUGGUGAUAUUGGCGGCGCGACCGAGGCUCUCGCUCGCUCGAGGAAAGUAAAUCGAUGUCAGCUGGCUCGCUCGCUCUCUCUCGCUCUCUCGCUCCACGCGAAGGCACUCGAUGCGCAGAUGCUGGCCUCCAUCCAGCAGUGGAUUGACCGCGGCUGAUUAUGUACUGCACUGUUGAACUUCUUUUCGCGCUGUGCGUAGCCAACCCCCUCUAAUCGGAGGUGCGGAGGAAUGACAAACUUAACGCAAAAAAUCAGUUCGGGUAGGAAUUCGUUUUCACUCGAGAUGAUGGAUUUGGACGUGCGUAGCGGCUUCCCAGUGUCGGGAGGGCGACGCGGGUGACCGUCCUCGUCGUUUCGAUGGCCAGCGACGAGUCGCCACUGCCAGGGUCACCCGGAGUUCGACGGUGAUUGUUGUUUUUGUAUGGAAGCAGGGAAAACGACGCGCAAACAGCGGACGUGAAAUCCGGUUGCGGCACGUGGCAGGCUUUGGUGGUUUACAGUCGUAAGUUGGGUCCGUGGUGGGUGGUGGUGACGGUGGUGACGGUGGUGCUUGUGCAAUGGGUCCGGUGAUUAAGUUAAAAAGCGGAGUUGACUUUCCGCGGCAAUGCUGUUGCAAAUGCAAA
Messenger RNA from Petromyzon marinus (sea lamprey), 6247 nucleotides. RefSeq names its product small G protein signaling modulator 3 (gene SGSM3). The record is from RefSeq and is a predicted model, not a curated record. Gene Ontology annotation, molecular function: GTPase activator activity; small GTPase binding. NCBI's taxonomy places the organism in Eukaryota, Metazoa, Chordata, Hyperoartia, Petromyzontiformes, Petromyzontidae. Gene Ontology annotation, biological process: regulation of GTPase activity.